This is a messenger RNA of Leptinotarsa decemlineata (Colorado potato beetle), 653 nucleotides long. RefSeq lists its product as uncharacterized. The record is from RefSeq and is a predicted model, not a curated record. Gene Ontology annotation, molecular function: odorant binding. Lineage: Eukaryota; Metazoa; Arthropoda; Insecta; Coleoptera; Chrysomelidae.
ACGGUGGAGUUGGUUUAAGUUUCUAUGAAUUCUAAUAUCGAUUUGUACAGAGUUCAAAUGGACUAUUUAUUAUUAUUCCUUGCUCAACUGUUCACUUUCAGAAAUUCACCAUAUAAUACGCUUUUAAGAUUUUCAUCAUCCGCCUUAAGUUGGUUGCUAAUAAUGACAUUAGUAUCACUAGGAUCUUCUCUCACUUUUGGUGCUAUGGAUGAAAAAGACUAUGGCAGCGAUUUACAACAAAUAUAUAAAAUAUGGCAUGACAAAUGCAAUCUGAUAGUAGGAAUCAGCCAGGAAGAAAUAAACAAUUUGAGAAAUGGAAUACCUACUGAAAACGAAAGAGUUCAGCGUUACGUAUUAUGCCUCUUCCUUGUUUCAGAUGCGUUAUCACGUGACCUUGUUAUCAAUACGGAUAUAGUCAAUCAUUAUAUGCCAAAACGAAUGACCGAGCAGAGUAAAAAAAAUUACUUCGACUGUAUUGAGGAAACAAAAAAAUCUGGUAUAAGAGUACCACAUUUAAUCACUUGGAAUAUUAUUGAAUGUGCUUUCAAGAAAGAUCCUGAAAACUUCAUUAUAUUCUGAGAACCAAAAUGGACCAGUGCAAAUAUAGUGAGUGACGUAGAUAUCUGGAAAAACGACCAUGUUCAUAAACACAG